UGAGGAGGAUCCUGUCUGGCAGCGCCUCUCUAUGGUGAGGUGGAGCUUUGCGGCGUGGUCAUGGCCGAGGUGGCUCAGGAGGUGCCCGAGGACGUGCGGCUCUUCCUGCGGCAGCACCCGCUGCUCAGCCUCGCGGAGUCGGGCAAGGUGCGGUGCCGGCUGACGGGCCACGAGCUGCCGUGCCGGCUGUCGGAGCUGCAGGCUUACACCGACGGCAGGAAGUACCGACGGCUGAUAAAGACAUCCAGAGAGUUUGAUUAUGGCACCUUCGAGCCCCAUAUUGUGCCCAGCACAAAGAACCUGCAUCAGCUGUUCUGCAAACUCACUCUCAGACACAUCAACAAGCUUCCAGAGCACGUCCUGCGUCACGUCCAAGGGAAACGCUAUCAGAAGGCACUGAAAACAUAUGAGAAGUGCCAGAAGGAAGGGGUGAAGUAUGUCCCUGCCUGCUUGCGGCAGAAGCAACAGCAGAGACAGCGUGCUGACGACCAAAUGAAUGGGAGCAGGGAGCCUCACAGAACAGAAGAAUUCUGGGAGCCCAGCUCUCCCAGGACAGAUGAGGAUGAGGAUGGAGAGGAGACAGACGACAGCAUGAGCGAUCUGUACCCACCUGGACUCUUCCCAGAAAAAAGCCCAGCAGCUCCACAAAACACAGAGGCCAACGAUGGUUUUGCAACAGACAGCGAGGAUGACGGGGCCAAGCUGAGUAGGGAGAAUGGUGACGUGAAUGGAGAUGGUGAAAGAAUGGAUGUCAGCAGAGCAGUUGGCAAGAGGGGAAAGAAACAGUCUGGCCCUUCAAAGAAAAAAUUCAAGAGCUGUCAUCAAAAACCCAAAAAGUUCAAGAAAACAACCAAUGGUAAAUAAAUUUUUAUGAUAAAAAUGCAGCUUGUAGCAUCCUGUGUGACAAUUCCAGGUGGUGCACAAGACCAAAGUAUUCAUCUGUAAGCCCUGCUGCCCAUUCCAGUUAACUGUUACAGCAGGGAGAAACAGCAAGGGGGAAAUAAACUGCAUGUUAAAACUCUCUCUCCAUCCACUGCUAACAAAACAAGAAUUACUACAGUAACAUAAAUGCAAAGCACUGCUUGGAACUCUUUACAAAGAGAAAAAGCACGCAUGUUUGAGUGUCACUAGUCAUACACUUCAAGUGGAUACAAAGAUGCCAUUUGUUUUUAUUUUGAUUGUUUCAAAAAUCAAAACAUUUUCAAACACAACUAAGGUACAAAAUACAGCAUAAAAUGAGAAUUUAUACUUAUUUUUUUCCACAUAGAAAGCAAAAAUAUAUUCAGAAUGAAUUCCAGAACACUUUGCAGAGCCAAUUGAUAGUUGACAUCCUGUUUCUCAGCUACUGGGGGAGGUCACUGUAUUUUUGGGAGAUGUGUGAAUACAGCAGUGUAUAUAAGCUACCAGAAUCUUCUGUACCAGGACUCACAGCUGUAAGUCCACAUACUGCGCUGCCUAGAAAUACCUUAUAAUGCCCUCCACCUUACAGUGCCUCUUCAGUACUAAAAUACUUCUUCUGUAAGAGGCAGUAACAGUUCCCUUUUCUGGGGUCUUUUAUUAUAAGUUGGACUCUUUAUUUUCACAGGGGAAACUGGUCAGUAUUUCAGACUAGUCCAUCAUCCAGCUCCUUAGUUAGACAGGACACAAAGAAGAAGCUGAGGAAGCUAACUAAGGGCUACCUACAGAAAUUCAAUUUAUAAAUACUACGAAUACCAACAGCAGUUGAGAGAUCUGAGAAUGGCUGCCUUGAUGUAGCCUAACAGUUAUAGGACCCGCAGUGAAACUGAGCAAAGAACAUCCUGUGCUGCACAUUAGGAAUUGAAAGGACUAGUUUAGUUUGCUAUAAAGAGACAGGCGCAAUUAGCACUUGAGGUAAAAACCUCUCCUGCAAAACCUAUUUAGAAGGAAGCCGCCUAAGCAACCUGAACUUCAAUGCUGGCUUCCUCUCAUCUACCCCCAAAUAAUCUUUUCCCCCCCUUUCAGCAGCAGCACAUCCUGCUGUUACAUGGGAUGCUUUUCCCUUAGGAUGAUGGAAUCACUGCUUUAACAUUUAGCAGCACUCUUCUAUUUGCCAUCUGUUCUAUUUAGCCUAGUUUUCUCACCUAAUAAGUAACUGUUCAGGAGAACUGUCCAAGCCAGUACCCUUACCAGGUAACCCAGGUAAUUAGUUUCUGCUGGAGAUGGUUCAGCUGAAUUGCUCCUCCAACAAAUAUUAGAGCAGCUUUCUCAAGGGAGACAAGAAGAAAUCAGGGUAAUGUUAGCAAGUUGGUAAGGCUCAUGCUCUCUAAAAAUCUAGAGUGCUUUCAUGAUCUAAUGAAACAGGUUUAUCUACCAGCAGAGGACAAAACACCUCCUCUAAGCAGCAUUCACUAAGCAUGUUCAUGGCACAGAGGCUGUGGCACUGAGGUAAAAACAGAGCCUUGCUCUCUCCUCACUUUUAAGCUGAGGAGUUCCUUCCUCUGAAGAGUUCUCUGAACAUGAAAGUUACGCUCCUGACUGCUUACUCACCAUGCAGGCUUUGCACUUGCAUUCUUCAACUACAACUGCCUUUAAUACACAGUUGAGAACUGGGACUAUGGCAGCACACAGCUGACUUCCAUGCUCAUUCUCUGUGCAUCUCAGGUGUGGCCCAAGAUGUCAGGGGGAAGAGUUAGACUUGGAGCUCAGCACUCCAACCUUUCCACUGUUCAGUCAGCUGAGGCUUUUGCAGCUGAGACUGACAAAA
Molecule: messenger RNA, 2725 nt
Organism: Phasianus colchicus (ring-necked pheasant)
Lineage: Eukaryota; Metazoa; Chordata; Aves; Galliformes; Phasianidae
Gene: SURF2
Product: surfeit 2
Source: RefSeq, a predicted model, not a curated record